AUUCAAUGGAUCCUCCAUUCUACUUCAGAGGAGAGUUCACCGGUAAUUCAAGGGUCCAGGUAGAAAGAGCAGGGUCACCUGUACCCAGCUGUCUGUCUAUGAAGAGUGAUGAUUCAAUGGAUCGUCCAUUCUACUUCAGAAGAGAGUUCACAGGUAAUUCAAGGAUGCAGCAGCCCCUGCAGUCUAGCUCUCUAGAAGAGAAGAGUUCGGAGAGAUUAUCUUCCCAGUCUCUCCUGCACACUCUGAUGAAGCUGAAGAAAGAUGACAAGUUGAAACUGUUUCAGAGCCAUCUGAGUCAGGAUUGUCCAGAAUGCUUUAAGAAUCUAUCUGAAGAUCGGUCUGUAUUGGAUAAGUUUAUGAAGAUGAAGAAAUUGUUCAAGAGUCAUCAAAUUGAUGAUUACCCAGAAUGCACUGAGAGGGAGCAGGAGGAUCCUGAGGCCCUGUACAUAGUUGAGAAGAUGCUGGAGACCUGUGGCAGUGAGAAGUCUCUGAAGAUAACACUCCACAUCCUGAGGAACAUGAAGGAGAAGGAUCUCGCAGACUCACUGGAGAGGGAUGAGCAGCGCAAUGAAUCUAUAAAAAGAGCCCAGCAGGCACUGAAAACUCAUCUGAAGGGAAAGUUUGAAUGCAUCUUUGAAGGUUUAGCAAUGCAGGGCCACACAACCCUACUCAAUGAGAUCUAUACAGAGCUCUACAUCACAGAGGGGGGAAGUGGGGGGGUCAAUAAUGAAAACGAGAUGAGACAGAUUGAGACAGCAUCCAAGAGACAAACCACACAGGAGACUGCAAUCCUCUGCAAUGACAUCUUUAAGCCUUUACCUGGACAAGAGAGACCCAUCAGAACUGUGCUUACAAAGGGCAUCGCUGGCAUUGGGAAAACCGUCUCUGUGCAGAAGUUCAUUCUGGACUGGGCAGAAGGUAAAGCCAAUCAGGACGUUGAUUUCAUCUUCACUCUUCCUUUCCGAGAUUUGAAUUUGAAGAAGGAAAGAAAUUUCAGUCUGAUGCAACUUCUGCAGCACUAUUUUCCACAACUGCAAGAGAUCCAAAGUGAUGAAGUCAAAGUGGUGUUUAUCUUUGAUGGUCUGGAUGAAUGUCGACUUCAUCUAUGUUUCCAAAGCAAUGAGAUCUGCUGUGAUAUAACAGAGACAUCAUCAGUGGAUGUGUUGCUAACUAACCUUAUUAAGGGGAAUCUGCUUCCCUCUGCUCUCCUCUGGAUCACUUCCCGCCCAGCAGCAGCCAAUCAGAUCCCUCCUGACUGCAUCCACCGAGUGACAGAGAUACGGGGGUUCAAUGACCCACAGAAGGAGGAAUACUUCAGGAAGAGAAUCAGAGACCAGAAAAAGACCAGCAGAAUUAUCUCACACAUAAAGUCAUCCAGGAGUCUCUACAUCAUGUGUCACAUACCAGUCUUCUGCUGGAUUUCUGCUACUGUUCUGGAGACAAUAUUGGAUAAAGUAGAGAGUGGAGAUCUGCCCAAAUCUCUGACUGAAAUGUACACACACUUCCUGCUCAUUCAGACUGAUGUAAAGAAUCAGAAAUAUUGUGGUGCCAAUGAGACAAACCCAAAGAAAAUGUCAGAUUCAGAUGCAGAAAUUAUUCUGAAACUGGGGCAGCUGGCUUUUCUACAGCUGGAAAAGGGCAAUCUGAUUUUCUAUGAAGGGGACCUGAGAGAGAGUGGCAUUGAUGUCAGUGAAGCUUCAGUAUACUCUGGGGUGUGCACAGAGAUCUUUAAAGAGGAAUGUGGAUUGCAUCAGGAGAAGGUCUACUGCUUUGUGCAUCUGAGCAUCCAGGAGUAUCUGGCUGCCUUGUUUGUGUUUCAUUCAUGUGUAAAUGAGAACAGAAAUGUUUUAAGAGCAGAAGAAUCAAAAUCUCACAGUGACAGAGUGCAGCUGUCUGAGAUACACAGGAGUGCAGUGGAUCAGGCCUUAGAGAGUAAGAAUGGACACCUGGAUCUUUUCCUCCGAUUCCUUCUUGGCCUCUCUCUCGAGUCCAUUCAGACUCUUUUAGGAGGACUACUGACACAGACCGGAAACAGAUCACCUAGCAUUAAGAAAACAGUCCAGUACAUUAAGGAGAGGAUCAGAGAGGAAUCUUCAGCAGAGAGGACCAUCAAUCUGUUCCACUGUCUGCACGAACUGAAUGACAACUCUCUUGUGGAAGAAAUCCAGAAUUCCUUGAGUUCAGGAAAACUUUCUGAUAAAAUGCUGGUACCAUACCAAUGUUCAGCUCUGGCCUUUGUGUUACUGAUGUCAGAGGAGAUCCUGGAUGAGUUUGACUUGAGGACCUACAACACAUCAGCAGCAGGUCAUCAGAGACUGGUACCAGUAGUCAGAAACUGCAGGAAGGCCAUACUGAAUGGUUGUGACCUCACGCAGAAGUGCUGUGAUAUUGUGGCCUCAGCUCUUCAGUCAUCAAACUCGCCCCUGAGAGAUCUGGACCUCAGCUACAAUAACCUGGGAGAUUCAGGAGUGAAGCUGCUCUGUGCUGGACUGAUGAGUCCAAACUGUAAACUGCAGAGACUGGACCUCAGCAACAAUAACCUGCGAGAUUCAGGAGUGAAGCUGCUCUGUGCUGGACUGAUGAGUCCAAACUGUAAACUGCAGAGACUGGGAUUGAACAGCUGUGACCUUACAAAGAUGUCCUGUGAUAUUGUGGCCUCAGCUCUCCAGUCACCAGACUCACCCCUGAGAGAUCUGGACCUCAGCUACAAUAACCUGCGAGAUUCAGGAGUGAAGCUGCUCUGUGCUGGACUGAUGAGUCCAAACUGUAAACUACAGAGACUGGACCUCAGCUACAAUAACCUGCGAGAUUCAGGAGUGAAGCUGCUUUGUGCUGGACUGAUGAGUCCAAACUUUAAACUACGGAGACUGGAACUGAACAGCUGUGACCUCACAGAAAAGUCCUGUGAUAUUGUGGCCUCAGCUCUCCAGUCAUCAGACUCACCCCUGAGAGAUCUGGACCUCAGCUACAAUAACCUGGGAGAUUCUGGGGUGAAGCUGCUCUGUGCUGGACUGAUCAGUCCAAACUGUAAACUACAGCAACUGGGGCUGGGUUGGUGUAAUCUCACAGAGGUCUGCUGUGAUGUUCUGGCCUCAGUCCUGCGUUCUCCUCACUCAGAGCUGAGAGAUCUGGAGCUCAGAGACAAUGAGCUGCAGGAUUCAGGAGUGAGAGCGCUCUCUGCUGGACUGGAAGACUCUAAACUGCAAAGACUGGGGCUGUCAGGCUGUGGAGUCACACAGACAGGCUGUGAUUCUCUGGCCUCAGCUCUGUGUUCAAACCCCUCACACCUGAGAGAGCUGGACCUGAGAUACAAUCACCCAGGAGACUCAGGAGUGAGAGCGCUGUCUGCUGCUAAACUGGACACACUCACACUGCUUGUGGACCAUGGAGGAGAGAACAGGACCAAACCAGGACCCAGGAAAUACGGCUGUCAGCUCACACUGGAUCCAAACUCAGCGAGCAGAGAACUGUCUCUGUCUGAGGGGAACAAGAAGGUGACACACACACCGGGGAGGGAGGAGCCAUGUCCUGAUCAUCCGGAGAGAUUUGAGUUUGUGCCUCAGGUUGUGUGCCGAGAGAGUGUGUGUGAGCGCUGUUACUGGGAGGCUGAGUUCAGUGUAUCUGAGGGGGGAGGGGUUUCUAUAGCAGUGACAUAUAAAGGAAUCAGCAGGAAAGGACGGGGUUCUGAUUGUAGGUUUGGAGACAAUAAAAACUCCUGGAGUUUGAGGUGCUAUAAAGACAGUUAUGCUGAUGAACUCAGUUACUCUGUCUGUCACAAUAAGAACCGAACACUCAUACCUGCCCGCCCUUUCCCCUACCGCAGAGCAAGAGUGUGUGAUGACGAUGAUGAUGAUGGUGAUGAUAGUACUGGUAGAGGAGUGUGUGUGUACAGGGUAGGAGUGUGUGUGGACCGUCUGGCCGGCACUCUGUCCUUCUACAGAAUCUCUGGCUCUGACACACAGACUCUCCUGCACAGAUUCCACACACACUUCACUCUACACACACCUCUUUGUGCUGGAUUGGGUUUGGUGAGAUCGUCAGUGUCCCUCUGCUAACUGGAGUAGACACACACACACACACGCACUCACACUACAAGUUGUCACACAAACUCCAGCGGUUCUCACAUGCAGGCAGGCUACUAUGGAAACUUGAGUGGAGGUUGCCAGAAUGCAACCAUUGUUGUAGUUUCAAUAUAGCAACUUGUUAGCAACAACACGGAGGUAACCCCCGGUUACGCAGCUCCUCGCACACGGCAGUAACCCCCGGUUACCCAGCUCCUCACACACGGUGGUAACCCCCAGUUACGCAGCUCCUCACACACGGUGGUAACCCCUGGAAAUGAUGCCCUGCAUCCCUGGUUGCAUAGCCCUCAUUUGUCAAUUUUUUGGGGGGGUUUUGGUUUCUGCUGCUUUUACAUUCUGUUGUCAAAAACUAAUAAAGUCAGUUUAAAAACCAUCUUGUGAUUAAAGAA
Molecule: messenger RNA, 4471 nt
Organism: Anguilla anguilla (European eel)
Lineage: Eukaryota; Metazoa; Chordata; Actinopteri; Anguilliformes; Anguillidae
Product: NACHT, LRR and PYD domains-containing protein 3-like
Exons: 13
Coding region: 6-4055 (1349 amino acids)
Molecular function (GO): protein binding
Source: RefSeq, a predicted model, not a curated record